AUGACGGGCAUGCGCUACUUGAACGAGAUGCAGCCGCCACGCUUCUUUAAAACGCACUUUCAGUACCAACAGCAGCUCAAGAACCCAAAGGCCAAGUUCGUCUACCUGACCCGCAAUCCGCUGGAUGUCUGCGUCUCGUUCUACCACUACGUGCGGAAGGCUUCAGUAUACCACUUCGCCGAUGGCACCUUCGACGACUUCGUCCAUGCUUUCGUCGCCGCAGAAGUGGAGCGUGGGGACUACUGCGACCACCUUCUGUCCUGGUACGCACAUCGGCACGAAGAAAACGUCUUCUUUCUCACUUUCGAACAGCUGAAGAACGACUUCAAAAACACCGUCUUGUCCCUGGCGGGCUUCAUGGGAGAGAAGUACAGACGCAUGCUGUUGGAAGACGAGGACGUGUACCGGAAUGUUGUUGAGAAGAGCAGCGUGCCGUACAUGUCCAAAAUGUGCUACGUUGAUCAGUCAGUCAUAGACAAGUUGACGGAGAAGGAUCAGCCUUACAUAGAAGCGGUUCAUCGCUACAUGUUGGCCACUCCCGGGAAGAUAACGGGCUCGAACAUCGUACGAAAAGGCGCAGUAGGAGACUGGAAGUCGCACUUCACGCAGGAACACCUAGAACUGAUGCGGGAGUGGAUUGCGAAACGAAACGCCGCCGCUGUGAUCCGAGAUCUUUGGGCUGACAUGGACCUCGGUGGAAUUGCCUGA
Molecule: messenger RNA, 708 nt
Organism: Rhipicephalus sanguineus (brown dog tick)
Lineage: Eukaryota; Metazoa; Arthropoda; Arachnida; Ixodida; Ixodidae
Product: sulfotransferase ssu-1-like
Exons: 1
Coding region: 1-708 (235 amino acids)
Biological process (GO): sulfation
Cellular component (GO): cytoplasm
Molecular function (GO): sulfotransferase activity
Source: RefSeq, a predicted model, not a curated record